Molecule: messenger RNA, 2652 nt
Organism: Hypanus sabinus (Atlantic stingray)
Lineage: Eukaryota; Metazoa; Chordata; Chondrichthyes; Myliobatiformes; Dasyatidae
Exons: 4
Coding region: 57-650 (197 amino acids)
Source: RefSeq, a predicted model, not a curated record
GACUCAUAGCAACAUGGGGAAUUUUAAAGAAUUCCCAAGAAAAUGCAAUAGGGUUGAUGGUUCAGACAACAGACUUUGAGGGCAAGAAGCCUGGAGACAGUGCACGAGUCCAUGAUUGCUUCCGCUUCUCAAGAACCUCACUGAUUAAAGCACGGAGGAAGACUGAAAUCAUCGAGGCAAGUAUAGAGGGCAACUGCAGAUUUUCUCAUCUUUGGACCUCAUUCUCCUGCCUUCUUCCUGUAACCUUGACACCCGUAACAGCCACAUCCCCUGCAGUAGAGUCAACUGCAAGCGAAUUGAGAAAGUUACGGGACGAUGCCAGGGCAGUGUUCAGGAAUGGCAAAGGAAAACUCAAACAUAUCAAGGGCAAAAUAGAGUCAAAUGAAAAUGACACGCCCAAAUUUUACAAAGCCCAUCCAGUUCCUUAUACCAUCUGUGACAAAGCUGAAGUAGAUAGCAUGGAGGCUGAAGGAACUCUUUCCAAUGUUGAGUGGAGCCCAUGCGCAAUGCCAAUGGUCCCAUUAGCCAGUAAGAAUGUGUCUGUCAGGAUCUGUGAUUGCUAUCAAUCCAGUACUGAAAUUACACCAAUACCCUCUGCUCAGAAUAGAGGAUAUCUUUGUAAACCUUUCUGGAGGAAAACACUUCAGUAAAGUGGACUUAGCUGAGGCUUAUCUACAGAUGGAGAAGGAAGAAGAGUCUGAAAUGCUUCUCAGCAUGUAAUAGGCUAGUUUUUGGAGAAGCAUUUGCACCGCCACUCUGACAGAAAUCAACGGACCAUGUACUGUACGGCUACUCAGGAACUCAGCGUAACCUGGAUGACAUCAUUGCUGCCAAUAAGGAUGACAAGGACCAUCUCCAAAAUCUCUAGACAGUGUUAGAAAGAUUAGAAAAUUAGGGGCUCAGAACAUGACAUAACAAAUGCGAUUUCUUUACGCCAAGCAUCAUUUACUGUGGUCACACCAUCAAUGCACAAGAAUUAUGCAAGUGUGCGAAGAAAAUUCAAGCGGUAGUGGAUACCACAAGCCCGACAGAUAUGUCACAGUUGCAGUCCUUUUUUGGAUUUGUCAAUUACUAUAACAGGUUCCUGCCAAACCUGGCUAUGACGCUCCAUCCCUUGAACCCAUUACUAUAGAUCCGGAAGAAAUGUCAAUGGGCAAAGCAGUGUGAGGUGGCUUUCCAAAAGGCAAAGGAAAUGGUGAGGGCAGAAACUGUACUCACACAUUAUGAUUUACAUCAUCCAGUGAAGAUUGUCUGUGACUUCUCACCUUAUGGUAUAGAUGUUGUCAUGUCAUAUGUGCUGAGUAAUGGACUUGCAUCACAUUCCCUUAUCGAUGCAGAGAAAAAAUAGGCAUAGAUUGACAGAGAACCCUUGUGUCUGGUUGUCUUGUGCCUUGUCUAGAACACGAGAUUGUUUCACAGCUACGAGUCUCACCUGCAAAACAGAGUGGUCUGAUCACAAGAAUAAGAAAGCCUCAUGUAAGCCUAAGAGAAAAGACACCGGACUGACAAAGUGUCUCGGCCCGAAACGUCGACUGUGAUUCUUCCUACAGAUACUGUCUGGCCUGCUGUGUUCCACCAGCAUUUUGUGUGUGUUGCUAGAAAAGACACUGGGUCCAGUUCAAGCUCCAUCUUCAGAAUCUUUUCUAUCUCACUCAAAGAAUCACUCCAGUAUGCCUGAAGUUUGGGACCCAGUGUCUUUUCUGUUAGGCUUACCCAGCAAUUGUAUUAUUAAUGCACAUCAGAAAAAAGUCGGUCACAUCCUGACUUUUUGUGUGAGGAAGAACGUUUUACAUUAGAUAUCCUAUAAGGCCCCUGGACUUUUUGGUUGGCGUAAAUUAAUCAUGGAAUGCAUUCCUUUGGACUUCUUGACAUGUAGGGUACACUCAAAACCAAAUAGUUUUCAUGAAACAUGGCAACCUUUUCUUUAUGUAGAUGUAAACCUGUCAGCUAUAUUAAUAAGAGCUUUUGUAGAGGAUGUUGUGGUGAUGACUAUAUUUUGAUGGAAGUGUUCUGACAGCCGAUAUCUGUGAGGGGAAGAAACGCAAAUGUAAAUGUAUCUGGAAAUUGGAAGUUUUGUUAUGCUGAGCAAAAAAAAUAUUUAUAUAAAAAGGAAAGCCUCAUGUAUUCACUUUCAAUUGACUGCUUCUCUCCCACCACGUUCUCUGCAACAUUCUUUCCGCAAUGAAGAGGUACCGAGGGUUCCUAUCAAAGUCAGUUCCACAACUCCAGGAUUCUCUCUCCGCUAUCUACAAAGGACUUGUCUGGUACUUUAUCCUGAGCAAGACUCAUGCUUUCUCCUAUCAGAUGCCCCUUCUCCAGCCCUUUAUCUCAAUCGACUUCCCAGCUCUUUACUUCACCCCCCCCCCACCCUCCUGGUUUCGCCUCUCACCUUGUGGUUCUUCUUCCCCUCCCCCCCACUUUCUUACUCUGAUUUCAUGUCUCUUUCGUCCAGUCCUGGUUAAGAGUCUCAGCCUGAAACAUCCACUUAUUCUGCUCUAUAGUUGUUGCCUGGCCUGCUGAGUUCCUCCAGCAUUUUGUGUGUUGCUCCACACCAAUUAAAUAUUUAGGCCCAAAUAGGACAAUUUAAAUUUUACUAUGGAUGUCUAUAUAGUCGUUGUCGUAGAUAAUGUACAAUUUAUAUAUAUAGGGUGU